Messenger RNA from Fopius arisanus, 4408 nucleotides. RefSeq names its product dynactin subunit 1 (gene DCTN1-p150). Gene Ontology annotation, biological process: cytoplasmic microtubule organization; establishment of mitotic spindle orientation; nuclear migration. Bases 48 to 3932 code for a protein of 1294 amino acids. The transcript is spliced from 8 exons. The record is from RefSeq and is a predicted model, not a curated record. NCBI's taxonomy places the organism in Eukaryota, Metazoa, Arthropoda, Insecta, Hymenoptera, Braconidae. Gene Ontology annotation, cellular component: spindle pole; microtubule associated complex; axon. Gene Ontology annotation, molecular function: microtubule plus-end binding.
UGUCUUGUUCCCGUCAGUGGACUUUUAUGUUGUUCUCUUGAUGAAACAUGUCAUUGAGAGUUGGAGCAAGGGUUGAAAUCAGUGGGAAGGAUUGCCAGGGUGAGAUCGCAUGGAUAGGACAUCCGUCCUUUGCAGCUGGUAAAUGGAUUGGGGUUAUUCUUGACGAGCCCAAGGGCAAGAACAACGGCACCAUCAAAGACAAGUCGUACUUUCAGUGUGCAGAGAAUCAUGGAAUGUUCGUUCGUCAAACCCAGGUGGUACUUCUCGACAGUGCAGGUAAUAGGCAGGAUCCAACCAGUCCAGGAUCAGCUGGAAGUAUUGCCACCACCCCUGACGAUGGGGCUGCCAGGGCACGAAGUCGACUCAACAGCACAAACAUCCGCAGGAGGAACGAGCCCACCGCUUCAAGGCUGUCAUUGGCGGGCAGUCGAACCCAGUUAAGCACUCAGAGCAUCGAGAACCUCUCGGGCUCAAUUCACGACAGAAAAGAUGCCAGUGAAUCUGGAAUUCCAGUCCCCACUAGUGUAAAACGAGCGUCAUUCGUCGAGAAGUCCCCUAGCACGAGCUCGCCUACCGGCAAAAGGCCAAAGGCUCAAGACGAUCGCAAUAAUACGGGUUUUGUGGAAACCUUGAAGCCACACUUCGUACCUGGACAGGUCAUGGCAGGCUCUUUGUCCAGUGCCUCCAAUAUGGAGGAGAAGCUCAGUCAUCUUCAGCUAGUUCAGGAGAAUGAAAAUCUGAAGUCACAGGUCACGGAUUUAACCGAAAAAGUGGAAACACUCCGAGUUAAGAGGAUGCAGGACAAGGAGAGAAUGAAGGAUUUCGAAAAGACAAAACUCCAGUUUGAGCAGCUGCUGGAGUUCAAAUCCAAAGUUAUGGAGAGUCAAGCGAGUCUUCAACGAGAGCUACAGCGUGCUCGUCAAGAAGCUCGUGAGGCCCAGACCGCGAAGAAUGUUUACCAGGAGGAGAUGGCCGAUCUGUCAGAGACAGUGGAAAUGGCAACUCUCGAUAAGGAGAUGGCAGAGGAGAAAGCAGAGACUCUGCAAAUCGAACUGGAACAGUUAAAGGAAAAGCUCGAAGAGAAGACCCUGGACCUUGAAAUUCUUCGAACAGAGAUGUCCGAGCGAGCAGGCGGAGCUGUUGCCUCCGGAGCCCCAUCGAGUUUCGAGGUGAAACAACUGGAGCAACAGAACACUCGUCUCCGAGAGACUCUCGUAAAAAUGCGAGACUUGUCAGCCCACGAGAAACACGAAUUUCAGAAGCUGCAAAAGGAUUUGGAUCAGAAGAAAUCAGAGAUUCUCGAGUUAGGGAGAACUAAAGAGAAAUUAUCAGCAAGAGUUGAGGAGAUGGAGCAUCAGAUAGCAGAUUUACAGGAGCAGGUGGAUGCAGCUCUGGGGGCUGAGGAGAUGGUAGAGAUGCUGGGGGAGAGGAAAAUGGCCCUCGAGGAACGUGUGGCCCAGCUGGAGGAGGCAGUCUCCGAUCUCGAGCAACUCCAAGACAUGUCGGACCAAUUAGCAGAGUCCUCGAAGGAACUUGAAUUGGAAUUGCGAGAGGAAUUGGAUAUGGCUUUGGCAGCAUCGAGGGAUGCCCAACGCCACAAGGACGCAGCCCUGGAAACUCUGGCAGAUCGUGAAAUGACAAUCACCAAAUUCAGAGAACUAACAAUGCAACUCCAGGAGCAAUGCCUCCAGCUCCAAAAUCGAGUGCAAUCGACAGAGUCCUCUCAGUCAGGUGGAGCUGAGCAACAGCUGGCCGAGAUCCUCGAUUUCCAGAAGACAUUCGCCGAGUCGCGAGCCCAAACAAAAGCUGUCGACCUCGAGUUGAGACGUCUUGACGUCGAGGAAGCCAGAAAUCACGUGAAAUAUCUCAUCUCAUUCAUGCCACCAGCCUUCCUCACUCGAGGAAACGAUCACGACGCCAUUAUGACACUUUUACUCAUCCCCAGAAUGAUUCAGAAGACAGAGAUAAUAAUUUCUCAAGUGAGGGACAAAUACAGUGCAAUAGAUAAGGUCGACAAGGCAGGAUUACUCAAGGGUCAUUCAGUAGCUCAGUACGCGUAUAGAAAUCGUCUCUGUGGACACAUGUAUGCCCUCCAGACGUCUCUCGGAUGUUUCGAAUCGAGUCUGAACAUCUGUUCGCCAGAGACUCUCCUCAAGGUUGGUGCAGCCUAUCCUGAAAUGGCAGCCCAGGAAAAAUCCUUGGAUUUCUUAAUUCAACUUGCUAAAAAGGAUCAGCUAGACGAGAAUGUCCCGAUGGAUAGCAUUGAGAAGUGCUGCACCUAUUUCUCGAACAUGUUCUCAGUGAUGUUUGGUGACAGCACCCUGACUAACCAAGCAAGAAUGAUCAUCAAUGGAACGCGAACCCUUGGAAGUCUCUGCAAUGCAAUUGUCACAGAGGCAUCAUCUGUUAAGGCUCUUUUGGAAGGCGAGGGUGGAGAUAUUGCACUACUCUGUCAGCACAUCGAGACCACAGGCGAGGUGAUUCAGAAUAAUCUCAAUUCAGCACGACGCAGGGUCCCCAGGGACCACAUGAACACGAGUGCCACUGGAAUGAAUCUCGGCCUCGAUAAAGAUUGGCCCGAGCAGUUUGCCAACUGCUAUCAGAACGCAGUCAAAGUGACAAAGAGUCUCCAGGAUCUACUGAAGACAGCCCUUCAGACCAUUAUCGCUAAUGGAGACCUAGAGACUGGACUCAGUGCUGAUAAACUCAAGGAGAUGGCUGCCAUGUCCACUGAGAGGAUCUACGACACCGAUGAUCUUGGUCCAGUGACCACCAUCAAAGCCAGUCUCACAAUUAUUCACCAAAUUGCAACGAAUCUCGCCCAGAAAAUGGCAGAGUGUGAGAAUGAACUGGCAAUUGCAGGCAAUGCAGCCCAUAUAGCAGACCUGAGUGCUGAAAUUGUAUCGCCGAUUCAAUUGAGAGCUCAAGUCGUCAGAAAAGAAUCCGAGGAGACGAAAAUACUCGGCAGAAAGCUCGAGACGAGGGACGUGGAUAUCAGGGAGGCGAGAUUGGCACUUCGGGAGAAGCAGGAGGAGCUCUCGGAAAUGGUAUUGAGGAAGGAGCUUGCUGAGAAGAAGUUAGCCACACAGCAGCACGACCACGAAAUGAAUAUCGAUAAAUUGAAGAGAAAGCUCGACGAGGCGCAGAACCAGUUGAAACGAAAAGAGAAGGAGUUCGAGGAAACGAUGGAUCAUCUGCAGACUGAUAUUGACAGUUUGGAGUCUGAGAAGGGGCAGUUGAAGGAAAAAUUGAAAUCCAUUGGGAAGAAAGUGACGACUCCAGUGGCUGGGAUACCGUCUGGAACAGAGGAAUCGAUGAAUGUGUCCUCGGAGAGUAUCUCUUCGAGUCCAAUCGGUUAUGAUAAUAAAUUACUUGUCCAGGAGAUAGCAGCUCUGAAGGAGGCACUCAGCAAUGAGAGUAGAGUCAAGCAGAAACUCCUCUCCGAGUCCCUCAGGAACAAAUUCGAGGCUCUUGAACCACUUCCAGUGGUUCCCCCCGUCAAGAGUGAUCCCAAAAUUCAAAAACUCCAGCGGAAACGUCUUCAGCUCCUCAAGGACGUUCAGCAUGCUCUGGUUUAUCCAGUUGUUCCUGAUUUGAGUAGGAUUAAAGUUGAUAAGGAGCCUCCAGUCCUGGAGAAGGCUUCGCCUGCUUAUGAUCUCGUUAAGAGGCAGAUUACUAUGAAAAAUUUAAUGGAGAGGGCUGAGGAACUCAGUAAUGAAGUCAGGGAGGCUGCGGUAUGUAGAACAAUGGGGGCAAGAGCUCCUGCCAAUUUUGCGGUUUUUCCCAGCAGGGAAAUGGCUGCUGCCAUGAAGGAGAGGGACUGCCUUCUGGCUGCUAAAAUUUAUAUUCCCUUUCAGGGACAGUCUGUUGCACACAAUCUCAAUGUUGGCACUGAGGAAUUACGCAAAGUUCAUUCUCUUCUCUGUUAUUGAGGAAAUUCGCAGUCAAGUGGGGAAUUGUAAUGAGAAAACUCUGAUGGUCAGACAUUUUUUUAUAUUCUGCAUUUCGAGAAUUUUUUUGAGGAUUGCGGAUGCAUUCUGUUACGUUUCACCACUUUGCUGUUGGCACAUUGUAUUGUAGUUGAACAAAAAACCAGUGAUGCUUAACAUUAAAGUAUUUUAAGAUAAACUUUUCGGAUAUUGAUACUAAUAAGGGAUCAUGUAUUUAUUGCAGAAGGAUUCGUCGAUAAUCUUUAGUCCAUUUUUUUAAUGUUUUAAGAUCGUUCCAAUGAACUUUAAUGGAGGAUGUAUUUAAUUCAAUGGGAAGGAAAAUGAUAAUGAAAAUAAAAAUGAAGAUAUAUGAUUCAAUUCAUGGGAUUCGUUCUGUUUCGUUCUUUGAACUUUUCCAGGAAUCGACUCAAAUUCGCGAACCUCAUCGUCAUGAACAUUCACAUGAGUGCGCAUCCUUC